GGCCGUUUGAGGUUGAAACGAACGGGGUGAUGGAACGGGUCAGGCCUGGCAUGUUCCAAAAGCAUUUGAAGUCCUGAUUGCAAGUUUAGGGCAUACUUGCAUGUAGACAGCUGUGAAAUCGACAAAUCAAACUAAACUUGUGUAUAGAGAUGUUUAAAGCAUCAGAGGUAAGCUUUGAUGCUAUUGGAUUCAAGUCCUGCUGGAAAGGUAAAAGCAAACUAGCUGAGAAUGGUACACAGUGUGAACCACUGAAGGUUGCUGAGCAUGAAACACAGACUAUUGGUCAUGAUGAAAAAGAGAGCCAGACGGACCCGGAGCGGGAGGUGACGGUGGCGGCACCGGACGCUGCCGUCAAGCCGUCGCUGGUGGCGUUCGUGGUGCGCGCCGCAGCGCUGGUGCUGGGCGAGCUGGAGCGCGCGGACAAGUCGCGCGCCUUCGAUGGCUACCAGCUGAUCGAGGAGGACGACGACCAGCCGGUGCGGCGGCUCUUCACGCUGCGGCUCGGUGCCAAGCCGGCCGACAAGAGCCAGUCGAGUAUGCAGGUGGCCUGCCUGUCCUGGAGCUCCACGGGCUCGGUGGUCGCCGUGGGGUACGGUGCCAGCGAGCACGAGUCCUGGUGCGAGCAUUCCACUACACUGGCGCUCUGGAACGUGAACAGGAAAGACCUCAACGUCAAUCAGCCGUACAACAAACUGGAGCUGCGCUCCUGCGUCAGCUACGUCCGCUUCCACCCGUCGGAACCGAGCAUGCUCGCUGUGGGCAUGGUGACAGGGGAGAUGCAGCUGUACAACCUGUCGCGUGAGGACGAUCCUUUCCUGGGCUCGACGGCCGCCGUCAUCCAGGGCCAUCGCGAACCCAUCAGCGCACUCCACUGGCUGGCCAGGUCGGCCGGCUACGGUCUCGUCUCCGCCUCCCGCGACGGCAAACUGCUCGUCUGGAAGUACUCGGAGGCCAAGCAGCAGCUGCAGCUCACCAAAAAGUUUCAGCUGAUGGCUGACCAGCUGCCGCGCGCGGCCGGCCGGCGGGCGGGCCGGGCCGACUCCGAAGCCGGCCUGACUGCGCUCGCCUUCAGCCACGACAACCCGGACCAGUUCCUCCUGGGCUCAGAGGGCGGCGGCAUCUUCCUCUGUUCGUUCGCCUCGGAGGUGCCCAUCACGGCGGUCACCGGUGACCGGGUGGAGGGCCUCCUGAACCCGGUUAACCUCCACGUUCGAGCCGCACCAGGGCCAGGUGCUGAUGCUGCAAUGCUCCCGGUUCCACCGCAAUAUCUUCGUGUCGGCCGGCUCCGACAAUGAGGUCCGCAUCUGCAACUUUCUGCAGGUGUCGGCGCUGCAGUCCAUCAACCUGGACGCGGAGGUGACGGGCGCCUCGCUCUCGCCGUCCCGGCCGCUGGUCGUGUUCGUCACG
Messenger RNA from Pollicipes pollicipes, 1407 nucleotides. RefSeq names its product cytoplasmic dynein 2 intermediate chain 2. NCBI's taxonomy places the organism in Eukaryota, Metazoa, Arthropoda, Thecostraca, Pollicipedomorpha, Pollicipedidae. Gene Ontology annotation, molecular function: dynein light chain binding; dynein heavy chain binding. Gene Ontology annotation, biological process: intraciliary transport. The transcript is spliced from 10 exons. Gene Ontology annotation, cellular component: cytoplasmic dynein complex; ciliary plasm. The record is from RefSeq and is a predicted model, not a curated record. Bases 150 to 1295 code for a protein of 381 amino acids.